Molecule: messenger RNA, 463 nt
Organism: Euleptes europaea (tarantolino)
Lineage: Eukaryota; Metazoa; Chordata; Lepidosauria; Squamata; Sphaerodactylidae
Gene: CNEP1R1
Product: CTD nuclear envelope phosphatase 1 regulatory subunit 1
Exons: 6
Coding region: 64-441 (125 amino acids)
Cellular component (GO): cytoplasm; Nem1-Spo7 phosphatase complex
Source: RefSeq, a predicted model, not a curated record
GGGCUCGGGGCCUCGGGCCUGAACGUCGGGUGGCCGCGGUCGUCCACUUCGCUCCCCCUCGAAAUGAACUCGCUGGAGCAGGCGGAAGAUCUCAAGGCUUUUGAAAGGAGACUUACCGAAUACAUAGCUUGUUUGCAACCAGCUACAGGGCGCUGGAGAAUAAUUCUUAUAGUGGUGUCUGUAUGUACAGCUACUGGUGCUUGGAACUGGCUAAUAGAUCCAGAAACACAGAAGGUAUCUUUUUUCACAUCGCUGUGGAAUCACCCAUUCUUCACAAUUAGCUGUAUUACCCUGAUAGGGUUAUUUUUUGCUGGAAUACAUAAAAGAGUCGUGGCACCCUCGAUAAUAGCUGCUCGAUGUCGGACGGUCCUGGCAGAGUACAAUAUGUCUUGUGAUGAUACUGGAAAGCUGAUAUUGAAACCCCGCCUUCACGUCCAGUAGCCAUCCAUCUUCCUUUGACUCU